Molecule: messenger RNA, 1532 nt
Organism: Anarrhichthys ocellatus (wolf-eel)
Lineage: Eukaryota; Metazoa; Chordata; Actinopteri; Perciformes; Anarhichadidae
Exons: 6
Coding region: 589-1245 (218 amino acids)
Source: RefSeq, a predicted model, not a curated record
UUUUUUUUUUUUUUUUUUUUUUUUUUUUCUGAAUUUCAAAUGUAACAGUUGCAUAAGUUCUCAUUGUGCAAUGUGAGUACUUUUGUUGUUUGCACAGCAAAACAAAUGUACAAAAGAUGUCGGCUAUGUUUGCUACAACAUUCACUGACCGUGCAUACUGUACAAAGACACGCUUACACCUAAAUAUACACACAUGCGUGAAUUAAAAGUAAACCGAAGUCUGUGCAGGCGAGGUAGGAAACAAAGGAAUCACAAGACUGGAGGGCCUUUAUUUCUAACGGAGUAUUUUAGUGGUUUUGCUACUGUUACGACAGUAAAUGAUGUGAAAAUGUUCUCCAUCACUGGUAAUAUGUGCACACGUGCUGUGCAUAAUAGCCUCUACUGUUACAUGUGAUUGGAUCAAGAUUCAGUGAGUUCCCUAAACAGGUCAAAGUCUCUCUCUCUCCCCCCCCCCCCCUCACAUCACUUCACAGAAAAGUCAAUGUACGCUGGUGAGAUGCAGCCACCGUUGUUAUAAGGCCUGUGGCAGCCAGAGAAGAGACUCACCCGAGCACGAAGGCACGGAAAGGGGAGAAAGACAUCAAGAGGAUGAAGAAGUGCGUUGCUGCUUUUGUGGUGCUGAGUCUGCUCUCAGUGGGACUCUCUGCUCCUCUGAGCGGCUGUGACGGUCUGGUGAAACCCAUAACUGUCAGCAAUGAAUACAUGCUGGGCAGGUGGAUGUACAUUGGGGGGAGCUCUGACCUCCCAGGAAGCCGCUCCCUGGGCCACCUGAUGACCAGCGCCUGGCUGGACGUCACUACGACCGCCCAGAGCAACGUCCUCAAUCUACUCCAGACUCAGAGGAUAUAUGGCGAAUGUUCCAGCUUAACAUACAACGUGAACUUUGAAAACAGCACGAUCUUGAUCGAGCAACCGUUCUACCUCAAGGAAGUGUACCUGCCGACUGACUGCUCCCACUGUCUGGUUGCCUAUGAAGAAGUUGUCUCUGGCAAAGAUACUUUCACCAGCUUUCUGCUUUUUAGCAGGAAUCAGAGCGUCUCACCUGCUGUUGUGGAGACGUUCAGGAUGCAAGCAGAAUGUCUCCACAUGCCGUCGCCCAUAAUGAUAAACACGGACUACGAAAUCUGCCCAGACAACAUCUCGCCCUCAGAGGGGAUCAGCGCCCUCAACUCUUUGUUAGAGGCCAAGAUGGGACAUCGAGUGGCAAAACUCCUGGAUGCUUUUUUUGAUAUGUUUGUGAACUGAUUAGUUUUGUCAUUUUGCUACGAGAAAGUGUGGAAUUUUGUUCCCUGAUUUACAUAAACAAUAAAUAAAUAAAAAAGUGCAACUGCAUUGUUUUCUCGUUAUAUUUCAAAAAAACAAGACUUUUUAUUCCUAGUUUAUUUCACAAAUGCCCCUCAAGAAGAGGAAGGUGCAGGUCCUAGAUAUCCUCAGUUGCUCUAUGUAUGAGUAUAUCAUCUACGUAGACCUCUGUACCUUCAAGUCCCGUCAAGGUUUCAGACAUUUUGCUCUCCUUAUCCCAAAUGGGAGUC